Molecule: messenger RNA, 2205 nt
Organism: Scatophagus argus
Lineage: Eukaryota; Metazoa; Chordata; Actinopteri; Scatophagidae
Gene: yy1b
Product: YY1 transcription factor b
Exons: 5
Coding region: 181-1287 (368 amino acids)
Biological process (GO): regulation of transcription by RNA polymerase II
Cellular component (GO): transcription regulator complex; PcG protein complex
Molecular function (GO): RNA polymerase II cis-regulatory region sequence-specific DNA binding; DNA-binding transcription factor activity, RNA polymerase II-specific
Source: RefSeq, a predicted model, not a curated record
UAUUAGAGAGCAUAGUGGCGACGAGAACUGGCGUGGGACGGAGUGAAGAGAGUUGUUAUCGAAGAAGAGGGAGAAUAGACAGCGGCAGGAGCAGAGCUGGGGGUGUGUGAGUGUGUUUGUGAGGUCCAAAAAGGAGCACAACACGGCGUGAAUGAGAGAGACAAGCUGGCGGAAUUCAAUAUGGCAUCAGGAGAUACGCUGUACAUUGAGACAGACGGCUCGGAGAUGCCGGCCGAGAUCGUGGAGCUCCACGAGAUAGAGGUGGAAACGAUACCGGUGGAGACUAUUGAGACCACGGUGGUCGGCGGGGAUGACGACGACGACGACGGGCAACCCAUGAUCGCGCUCCAGCCGCUGGUCACGGACGACCCGAGCUCGAUCCACCAUCACCAGGAGGUGAUCCUGGUCCAGACUCGAGAGGAGGUGGUCGGUGGAGAUGACUCGGACCUACAUACGGACGGCGGCAGUGGGUUCGAGGACCAGAUCCUCAUCCCGGUACCGGCUCCAGGGGUGGAGGACGAGUAUAUCGAACAGACUUUGGUGACUGUGGCUGGGAAGAGCUCGGUGGGUCGGGUGAAACGGGGGGGCGGCACUGGUGGCAAGAAAGCGGGCAAAAAGAGCUAUUUAAGUGGUGCAGAGGCUGGCGGAAGAAAAUGGGAACAGAAGCAGGUGCAAAUAAAGACACUGGAGGGGGAAUUUUCUGUUACAAUGUGGGCAUCGGAUGACAAUAAAGACAUUGACCAUGAGUCGGUGGUGGAGGAGCAGAUCGUCGGGGAGAACUCCCCUCCAGAUUACUCAGAGUACAUGACAGGGAAGAAGCUGCCCCCUGGUGGCAUCCCGGGCAUCGACCUUUCAGACCCCAAACAGCUGGCUGAGUUUGCCAGGAUGAAACCCAGGAAAGUCAAAGAGGACGAUGCUCCGCGGACGAUAGCUUGCCCUCAUAAAGGCUGCACAAAGAUGUUCAGGGAUAACUCAGCCAUGAGGAAGCACCUCCACACCCAUGGCCCCCGCGUGCACGUCUGCGCUGAGUGCGGCAAGGCGUUCGUCGAGAGCUCCAAACUCAAACGUCACCAACUUGUUCACACAGGGGAGAAACCCUUCCAGUGUACCUUUGAAGGCUGUGGGAAACGUUUUUCUCUGGACUUCAACCUGCGCACACACGUGCGAAUCCACACUGGAGACCGACCCUAUGUCUGCCCAUUUGACGGCUGCAAUAAGAAGUUUGCGCAGUCGACCAACUUAAAGUCUCAUAUUCUCACACACGCCAAAGCCAAAAAUAACCAAUGAGAGCCCAUCCACCAGCGUCAAGCAACAUCGAUGGGGGGUGGCAAAGAAUAUCCUAGCGACACACGUGAAACCUCUCUAAAAGACGGAAUGAAAAGCUUGAGACUUAUUGAUUUAUAUGGAAAAGUCUGACAGAUUGAAAGACUCAAAAACACUGAAAUUCAGCUAGUUUUCCUGCAUCCCCUUUCUUCUGCUAUCAUAUUGGCUGAGGAACACAGUGACUAUUCCCUGAAGCCCAGGCCAACACAGUCCCUCUGCUUCUCCAGUGGCACCAAGCUGCCAGAAGAUGGAACUCAUGGACAAACAUCAGAGACUUAUUUUUACCUGAGUGGGGAGAGAAGCAGCAAUCUAUUAGUAUUUUUAUUUCACAUAGCUUUUAUUUUCCCUGAGUGUGCAUAUUGUACACUUGACUCAGGCUGUGUUUAGUAAAAUUGUGAUUUUUUUUUCCUCCCUUCUGCAUUAUGAGAUCGUACCUAUGAUACAAAAGACCCCAGCGUGACCUGUUUCACAUGUAUGAGAAGUUUGAAAACAGCUGUAUGUUUGCAUUUCCAUACCUUUGGUUGUAUUUUUCUCUAACCACAAAAUAACCUUGUAUACUUGUAUUGUAUGGCUGUACUGAAAUUACGUAGACAUAGAUAGAGGUGUGAUUUAAAGUGUUAACCAAUUAAACUUUUAGUCAUGAGUUGCUUUAUAUUUUCUAUGAACUGUCUUUACACACAUGAAUGAGUAUUGCGAACUUAUUCACGGCGCAUCUCGAAGUAUCUGAAGCGUACAUUGAAUUGACUGCGAGACCACCACUUUCUUUGUUAGAAUGUAAUGUACAGACGUGAACCAUUAACUUCCUUUGUUGCUAUUUACACCCAUGUAUCACAGCUGCCCACAAUAAAAUGGGUCAUUCCAACCCUGACGAAAUAUACAAAA